UGCUACAGCUUGUUAACAAGGCCAGGUUGUGACACAAUAAAAGUGAAUGGAAAUGUUCUACCUCUCACUUCAAUUUAUACAUUUGUCACAAAUCCCAGGAUUGAAAAUCUGCAAUAUAGCCUUGCCAAUGUGGAGCCAGCGUCUGCAUCAUCCUUGUUUAAUUUAACACAGUUUGGAUCACUUCUGGUUGCAUCCAGGGGCUUCACGGCAAAGGAUUCAAAUAAGAUUUACAAGGUGAAUGUCAUUAUUAAAGGAAAAGAAGACAGCUGCAAACAAUGUCUACUUAUCCGAGUGCAGCCAAGAUACUUUGUAAACUUCACAAACAGUACAUAUUAUGCUCGGAUUAAUGCAAACACUGGCCCGUUAUCAUAUGUCACCAACGUCACAGCAAAGGGUGUACAGGUGUUUUAUGAGAUAAUAAAUCCCAACCGAGCUUUUCAAAUCAAUCAAGUAACUGGGACAAUAAGAACAACAUUCAACCUUGUUUUUGACUCAAAUAAAAACCAAAACAAGAAGUAUGCAGUGACAUUACUAGUCCGAGCGUACAAUAGAAUACAUGAAGUCAGUGCUACUGCCACCGUCAGCAUCACCGUCUUGGAGGCCAAUAACCUCCCUCCCAUCUGUUCUCCAGACCUUGUUGAGAAAAGUGUUCCAGAGACGACACCGCUUCAGUCAGUGCUUUUCAUCCUAAAAUGCAAAUGUUAUGAUGGAUCAAAUUCUUCACUCUCCUAUCAAGUUGUAACUAAUAAGAACUCUAAAGAUAAAUUCUCAUUGGAGGAUGGACUGUUUAAGGUGAAAAAUACCCUCACUUAUGACUCUGCAGAAAUGGCGAGUGUUAACUUUGAGUAUACUGCCAGUAUCAUUGUAAAGGAUGUUAGAUAUCCUGAACUGUCAGCUGUUGUGAAAGUGUACAUUACAGUGACACCAGUCAAUCAGUACUAUCCACAAUGCCACCCUCCUUUCAGUCAUAAUAUAAAAAAAAAUUCCCCACUGAGUUAUAUAGUGGGGAGAGUGAAUGCCACGGACCGUGACUGGAGAUUUAAUGAUCUCCGCUACAGCAUUAUUGGAGGAAACCCCUUCCCACCACUGUUCAUCAUAGAUCCACAUCUGGGUUUUAUUCAGCUCAUCAAUACCCUUCAAUACGAGAAACGUUCUGUUUAUAAGCUGGAAAUUCUUAUUGUGGAUGUGAAUCAGGAUAUAAUUCCAGAUCCUAUAAAUCAGAAAACGACUAAUUGCACCAUCACUGUGAAUGUAGAGGACACCUCCAUCACAUGUUAUCCAUGGUAUAUAAGGACAACCAUUUGCUCUACAUUGCCUACACGUAGUUCAGUGGCAAAUCUUAAUUGCAAAUCUUGGAAUUCAGAUUUCUCGUAUGAAAUCACUGGUGGCAACACAGAUCAAAUGUUCCUUGUUGACCAAGGAAACAUCUUUACAAAGAAGACUUUCAAUUUUCUCUAUCCUGGUAUCAUCACUCCUCCAAACUAUGAGGUCCUCGUAGUGGUGUCAGAUAACUCACAGCCAUACACCUCUGCAACAGCAACAGUGGCGAUCCAAGUGGUGUACUGCACCACCACGACUGUGACAACUACACACACGACCACGCACACCACCAGAACAACCCGAAUUGCAACAAUGGUGGAUUACUACUGGGCUCCAGACCCAUGGUUUGUUGCUUUGAUGACAGUGACUGGAGUGCUUCUCCUAUUGCUCCUGCUCUUCAUUAUCUUAAAGUUGCUCAGAAGGUAUGGCCUCUGUCUGCCACCUCCUGAUGAAGCAUGUAAACCUCUGCUUCAAGAAAAUUCAUUCACUAUUAUAAGAAAUGAACCAAAAAUUGAAAGCAAUGAGUCCAUUGAAACAGGGGUACUUCAGACAAUUGAGGAUGAAACAACGAUGAUAGUAAACCAGAUUCCCACGGAAUUUGAUGGAAAAGCAGUUGACCCUCUUACAGGAAAAGAGUAUCUCUACAAUUCAGUUACUGGAGAGCGUCGCUGGAUUUAAAUAUACAGCUUUUUUUUUUUUUUUAAUUGCUUAUUACUGAUAUAAUUUGUCAUAUAAAUAUCCAUGUGUGUUUUUAAGAAAUGCCAAGCAACAGUUGUCAUUUAUUUAAUUUAUUUUUGAAUUGGUUUUGAUCUAUUUCCCUAAAUAAAUGUAUAUUCAUUGGCAUGAACGUAUCAUUUUAUGUGGAUGAAGAACAAUCAAGUAAAAGAAGCCAAACUGCCAAUAAAAUGCAUUGCUCUGCAUCUGAUUCUUAAACAAAAAUGAGUACAUUUGACUCUUAAUAGACUUUAAAUUAAAAACACUUGAUCCAGGCUGAAGUAUUAUAAUUGAGCAAUUUUUUUCUUGUUAACUCAUUUCUGCAGAAAUUUAGAACAAAUAUUACUAUAUACUGUUUUCUUUUUAUUUUAGUACAAACUCUAUUUUAAUCUUCAAUAACAACAAUCAUGUUUCUUUUAUUUUUAUUGCAAUAAACAGUCAUUACAUUUUGGUGAAAUAUCAGAAGUUGGAAAUUAUUUUUUUUCCACACAGGAAGUAUUCCUUUGACACAUUUUUUUUGUUUUUUGACAUUUUUAAGAUUAAAGAAUUCACUGAU
Messenger RNA from Erpetoichthys calabaricus (reedfish), 2590 nucleotides. RefSeq names its product cadherin-related family member 4-like. Gene Ontology annotation, molecular function: calcium ion binding. Gene Ontology annotation, cellular component: membrane. Lineage: Eukaryota; Metazoa; Chordata; Cladistia; Polypteriformes; Polypteridae. The record is from RefSeq and is a predicted model, not a curated record. Bases 826 to 1998 code for a protein of 390 amino acids. The transcript is spliced from 17 exons. Gene Ontology annotation, biological process: homophilic cell-cell adhesion.